Spodoptera exigua (beet armyworm) is the source of this 1014-nucleotide messenger RNA. NCBI's taxonomy places the organism in Eukaryota, Metazoa, Arthropoda, Insecta, Lepidoptera, Noctuidae. The record is from the annotation of a GenBank genome assembly.
AUUGUCUGGUCGUUUUCCAACAUAUCCCAUUGCAAAAAAACACAAUAAUAACUAAAAUUAUGAAACAUUACUCACUCGAACAGAAAAACACUAAUCUGCAAUCCUCUUUAUAAUUAAAAUAAAGAUAAUGAAGUGUGAUUCCCAAUUGCCAUUAUCAUAUUAACGAAUUUUAUCACUUUGUAUUGAUAUAAAUACUGAGGUGUUACAAUCAAUUACCAUAGUGUCCCCUGCAAGUUAAACAACAUGCGAGUCCUUGCAUUCCUGGCUUUGUGCUUAGCGGCCGUCGCAGCCGUCCCAUCUAACCCUCAAAGGAUCGUCGGUGGAUCAGUUACUACUAUUGACCGGUACCCCACUAUUGCUGCUCUGCUCUUUAACCGCUGGGGUAGCACCUUCUCUCAAUCUUGCGGUGGUACUAUCCUCAACAACAGAUCCAUCCUCACAGCUGCCCACUGUACCGCUGGUGAUGCUACUAGUAGAUGGCGUAUCCGUGUUGGCUCUACUUGGGCUAACAGCGGUGGUGUCGUUCACAACGUUGCCCAGAACAUCAUUCACCCUCAAUACAAUCAAGGAGUUCGUUUGAACAACGACAUCGCUAUCCUGCGCUCCGCCUCCUCCUUCUCCUUCAACAACAAUGUCCGUGCUGCAUCCAUCGCUGGUGCCAACUACUUCCCAGCUGACAACCAAGCUGUCUGGGCUGCUGGAUGGGGUGACACUUUCUCUGGUUCAAACGCUGGCUCCGAACAACUCCGUCACGUCCAGGUUGUAGUCAUCAACCAGAACACUUGCAGAAACCAGUACGCUAACACGGUCUUCUCAAUCAACGACAACAUGUUGUGCUCUGGCUGGCCCUCUGGUGGUCGCGACCAGUGCCAGGGUGACUCUGGUGGUCCUCUCUACCACAACGGCAUCGUUGUUGGUGUCUGCUCUUUCGGUAUUGGCUGUGCUGACGCUAGGUACCCCGGUGUCAACGCUCGUGUGUCUCGCUACUCAUCUUGGAUUGCCUCCAACGCAUAA